UGAAACCAUAUUCUUCGUUCUCUCUUGCUGAAGAGUGGGGAAGAGGAGGAAAGCUAUAUGGCAUACACAUACAUUUCAUGGCUCCUGUUGGGCCAAUUCCUCACGCUAGUCACAACUUCUGCAUCAAAAAUUCCGGCCAUAAUCGUGUUCGGAGACUCCUCGGUCGACGCCGGUAACAACAACCAGAUUUCCACAAUACUUAAGAGCAAUUUCCAGCCAUAUGGUCGUGAUUUUUUAGGUGGCAGGCCUACCGGACGGUUCUCUAAUGGCCGCAUUCCUCCGGACUUCAUCUCCGAGGCUUUUGGACUAAAGCCGGCUGUGCCGGCCUACUUGGAUCCGGCGUAUGGUAUAGCAGAUUUUGCUGUUGGUGUUUCCUUUGCUUCUGCUGGUACUGGCUAUGACAAUGCAACCUCUAAUGUGCUUUCUGUGAUACCCCUGUGGAAGGAAGUGGAGUACUACAAAGACUACCAGAACAAACUGAGAGCCUAUCUGGGUUACCAGAACGCCAACAGGAUAAUCAGAGAGGCACUCUAUCUAAUAAGCAUCGGAACAAAUGACUUCCUUGAGAACUACUAUACACUACCCAACCGGAGGUCUCAGUACAACGUUGAUCAGUACCAACAGUUCCUCGUCGGAAUUGCUGAGAAUUUUAUCAAGGAACUUUACAGUCUCGGCGCUCGGAAAAUAUCGUUAGGAGGCCUUAUUCCGAUGGGGUGUCUGCCAUUGGAGAGGACCUCAAAUUUUUUCACUGGGAAUGGAGGUGGGUGUAAGGAGAGUUAUAACAUGGUGGCUAUGAAUUUUAAUGGCAAGUUGAGUGGUUUGGUGAAGAAGCUCAACUAUGAGCUUCGUGGAGUGAAAGUGGUGUUUUCAAAUCCUUAUCCCAUUGUUAAACAGAUUAUUCGGAGGCCGUCUUUAUAUGGGUUCGAGGAAGUAGCAGUGGCAUGUUGUUCUUCAGGAUUGUUCGAGUUCGGUUACACUUGCAAUCAGUACAACCCACUUACAUGCGCAGAUGCAAAUAAAUAUGUGUUUUGGGACUCUUUCCAUCCUACGGAGAAAACAAGUCAGAUCGUCACUGAUCAUUUGCUCAAACGGGCCCUCCAUGUGUUCUUUUAAUUCGCAGCCAAGCAUAAUGUACAAUAUAGACGUGUAUGUGUGUAUUUUAUGUUUAUGAAAUAUGUGUAAUUGUUACGGGCACUGUCACGUGAUAUAACCGUCUAAUAAUAAUUUACUGAAUUGAAAAAGUGGAACCCAUUCAUUCAAAUAAUUAUCCCUCCAUGUUAAAAAUGUGAGGUUACAUUACCCACUUAUCUAUUUGACAUUAGACAGUUUGUCACGUGUUAUAUAUAAUCGUUAAAUUGAAUAUUUAUUUGUAAGUGCGGUUGCAAAAGUGUCCGGGUUGAAGUCAUCUGUAAUAUUUGUUGCUUUUCUCUAGUCGGAAUUCAGGGUUUACAACGUUGUUGAUUAUUUUGAAGCUAUUAUUUCUUGGGUUACUAUUAUUACUAGCGAGCGCUUCUCUCAUUUUAAUUUUUUUUUCUUGUCAAAUGAUGUGGCA
Ilex paraguariensis (yerba mate) is the source of this 1552-nucleotide messenger RNA. The record is from the annotation of a GenBank genome assembly. NCBI's taxonomy places the organism in Eukaryota, Viridiplantae, Streptophyta, Magnoliopsida, Aquifoliales, Aquifoliaceae.